CACAACUACCGGUCAAUAAAACACCUAUAAUUAGAAACAAUUCAACGUACCCCCACUCCUAAUCAUUGAAACGGGAAUAAUAUUGUUUAUGCAGGAAAAGGUGAACUCUCAUUGCUGGCAAUUAUUGCCAUUAUUGCUGCGAUUUCUGUCUGUGCGAUGCUAUUCGUUAUGGGCUACUGCUUCCUCAGGAGAGCAAGAAAGAAGUACAAUGCCAUACAGGAAGCUGCUAAUGGUAUUACAAGUACUGUAGAGUCAUUGCAAUUUAAUUUUGCUACAAUUGAAGCUGCCACCAACAACUUCUCAAAUGAUAACAAGCUAGGUGAAGGUGGAUUUGGUGCGGUUUACAAGGGAAUACUUUCUGAUGGACAAGAAAUAGCUGUAAAGAGGUUAUCAAAAAGUUCUGGACAAGGAGUAGGAGAAUUUGAAAAUGAGGUUAUAGUGGUUGCAAAACUUGAACACAGAAAUCUUGUAAGGCUAUUGGGAUUUUGCUUAGAAAGAGAGGAAAAAAUACUUGUCUAUGAAUUUGUGCAGAACAAAAGUCUCGACUACUUUCUAUAUGGUUUGUCUCUUUAUUGGAAUAUAAUUUUCUUGUAUAUCAAUAAGAAAUCAGGUCAUUUUUCUUCCAACUCCAAGAAUAAAGACUUGCAAAAAGCUGUUCCCCUUGAGACAAUUAGUUUCCACCCAUGCAACCCACACGGAUCCUGCUUGUGUAAACAGGUUCUAAAUGUGGUUUAA
Alnus glutinosa is the source of this 735-nucleotide messenger RNA. Its product is annotated as cysteine-rich receptor-like protein kinase 10. Gene Ontology annotation, molecular function: protein tyrosine kinase activity; ATP binding. The transcript has 3 exons. NCBI's taxonomy places the organism in Eukaryota, Viridiplantae, Streptophyta, Magnoliopsida, Fagales, Betulaceae. The record is from RefSeq and is a predicted model, not a curated record. Bases 157 to 735 code for a protein of 192 amino acids. Gene Ontology annotation, biological process: protein phosphorylation.